UUGAACUGCAUCAUCACCUUCACCUUCCAUUACAAGAUUGUCUGGUGCUAUUUAGAAACAACAACAGCUCUAGGACAAAAUUUACUUGGCUUUGGCUUCUAACUAGCAUAACUCGUUGGACAUACCCUGCUUCCAAAAUCUACAUGGAGCCUCAGCCUCUUCAUACCAGCACUACUACUACUACUACUACAACACCACCAAGGUCCUCUGCUACCUGCUUUGUCCAGGGACUUAAAUGGACAAUCAUUUCACUCUUUCUUUUUCUAUCUGUCACCAUCGCUAUAGCUUGGCUUGUCCUGAACCCCCAUGAACCUGGUUUUCGAGUUACCUCACUCUUUGUGUCCAACUUCAGUGUCUCUGAUUCACAACUCAGAGGCAGGUACGAGGUGGAACUAAACAUAACAAACCCAAACAAGAACAUCCAAGUGACGGUUGAACGUUUCAACGUGUGGGCGUGUUAUGGCUCGGUGGGGCUCUCAGGUGCUGCUCUGCUGCAACCCAUUUACUUGGAGAAUAUGAGCAACAAGGAUGUGAAGGUUAAGUUGGGGUUGAAGGACUCACCCACCAAGUUGGCGCAUAAGGUGGUGUCUCAGGAUAUGGUUAAGGAUUGGAACAAAGGGAUAGUGAACUUUGACUUGAAAAUGUUGGCUACAAUUACAUUCAAAGAUGGAAUGUGGCCAACCAGGGAAAAGUUGUUGGACAUUUACUGUGGCGACUUGGAUGUUGGAUUCGUUCCCAUAAAGAACACAGGCAAGCUCCUAGGUAUCGGCAAGGACUGCCAUGUUAGAAGUUAGAAGAAGG
Gastrolobium bilobum is the source of this 801-nucleotide messenger RNA. Its product is annotated as NDR1/HIN1-like protein 26. The transcript has a single exon. The record is from RefSeq and is a predicted model, not a curated record. Bases 144 to 794 code for a protein of 216 amino acids. Gene Ontology annotation, biological process: defense response to other organism. NCBI's taxonomy places the organism in Eukaryota, Viridiplantae, Streptophyta, Magnoliopsida, Fabales, Fabaceae.